Molecule: messenger RNA, 3155 nt
Organism: Puccinia graminis f. sp. tritici CRL 75-36-700-3
Lineage: Eukaryota; Fungi; Basidiomycota; Pucciniomycetes; Pucciniales; Pucciniaceae
Exons: 4
Coding region: 1-3021 (1006 amino acids)
Source: RefSeq, a predicted model, not a curated record
AUGGGACUUGUCAAGGAUGUAUACCCAAGAGGAAGUUCGGGUCCCAGUCUCUGUAUGGCCAGCGCUCGAGGCUGGAGCAAGCUGAAACGCGUUUCCAGUCUCGGCUGGGCGAAAUGCCAGUAUGGUUGUUCCAUUGAAGAGCUUAUUUACUUCCUUGGAGCCCUCUCUCUCAUAAGGAAGAACGAGGUCGCUCGUCGGCGCUCAUCCAGACGUGUGAAGAGUGCAAGAAGGGCUGAUAUGAGGCCGGUCCCGGCUCAGAGCCAUCGGGAGGAUCAACUCCUCGGGUUCCGCUCGGGCAAAGGAAUGGGCCUCCGCCCUCAUCAAACUCCCAGCAUGUCCAAUCUCACAUUCUGGCUGAGCCCAGCCGGACCUCCUCACCCGGAGAGCCUGGGGAACGGCUUUAUUGCUCUUGACCACUCCAACUCACUCCAGCCACACACACACUACAUCUUUGGUAAACUCAGCUCACAUAUCGCCCAAGGAGACUGGCUCCCCCACGGGCCAGACGAGAUGGCCGAGCAAAACCCAUCAUCGGCAUGGGGUCGAACGUCGGCCACUUUUGAGCUCGUCGACCAGGAUUCCGAAUCGGAUGGUCAACAGGAACAAGAUAUCACUCAUUUCCCGGUGCGCAGGAGGCAGGAUGUGCCGAGCUCGCCUACCAUCUUCACAAAUACUACUCGUCUGGACAGCGGUCAACAGCCAACUGCUACUGCCAGAAAUGGCUCCUCUAUCGGACGAUUUGGAUCGAAGAACCAGCCGGACUCAGGAAGGAAUACCACGUCGGUGGCCAGGACCUCUUCUCCGAUCGAUAUCAGCGCGGUGGAGGAAGAAAAUCAGGCUGAGUUUAAGGACACCCCUUGGACUAUUGCCCGUCGACUAGCCAGGAAGAACAAGCGGAAAGCGAGCAACAGCCGGCCUCCCCGAUCCGGGACCCAGUUUGGCAUCAAGCUUCCCCCCGGCCCGCCAGAGCAGCGCCCGGAACCCGCCAUGAGAAUCACCCGCCAGUCUGCGUCUGACAGUCAUCAACUAAUAAAGCCAGGAGGGCCCUUCGAUCAGAAUCUUGUCCGCGAUCGCUCUAGUGCUCAGCCUGGCUUGGCUGAGUCUCUCGACAAGUCUGGGUCCUAUCAAGACCCGCUUGACUGUCCAAGUCCCUAUCAAGAUGAGCCCAUAGAGGCCAACCACCAUAAGACCUAUAUUCAUGAUGCGCUCAAAUCAGGCAUCAGACCGGCCUCAGAUCAUCCUAUGUCACCUCAUGGAAGCCUUCCUCAAAGCUCAUCACCCACCAUCUACAACAAUCAUCAGAGAGGUGCUAGAUCCCAUCCAAGGGUCCAACACCGGAGUGGUCAGGCUCAGUUCUUUCCAGAGAUCCGCCACAUCCUCGGUCCAUACUCCGAAGCAAACCACAGUCCUGGCGGUCCCCUCGACCAGGAGGAGCUCGAUACUCCUGCACAACCUUCUCCGUCUUGGCACUCUUCCCAACAGUUUGGGCGUGCCCCUCUGCCACCUCUUUCUCCCUCCGAGAACUACGGCACCGAAUACGGGAUCGAAAACACCACUAGCGCAAUCGAACGCUUCCCCGGGUUCUCUACUUCUAUCGCCGAGGAGGAUGACCAAUAUGCGGACGAUACGUUUGAUAGUUAUUAUAGAGAGACUGGGUUGGAGGACGAGGGGGGUUAUCAGCCGGAGAUCUACGAUGAUGAUGAUGAUAAUCAAGUGAGGUAUGACGAUCAAAGCUAUGGAGGACCUGGAUCCAACCACUUGGUGGAGUCGCAAGCUCUAGAUAACGAUGGAUACGACUACGAGCCGAUGGAUUAUUACCCCGAGGAAGCUAUGCAAGAGUCUGGUCGAGCUUCGGGGUAUGAAGAGGCAUGGGAUGGAGGGCAGCCAGCAUUCGACUUGCAGGUCGGCAGCAGAGGGUACAUGCAGCAAUACUCGGAGGGCGGCUCGACUGCGACGGAGUUCCAGACAGAGAUUGUGCCCGUCGGGCCGUGGACGCAGGACGAGCGGAGAGCCGUUCGGCGCAGACCGUCCUCCAAGGUCGGCCGGUUGUCCCGCUACACCAAACGCUCACCCUACCGGGCCCCACCCUAUGCCCGGGGCUCGUCCAGUAACAGAACUCCAGCAGAGGUCUUUCACUACAAAGCCUCUGGACAUAGGCCCAAUUCCAAACAGGCCUUCCAUGAUGCCAUCUCCAGCUUCAAAUUCAAUACCCCUCGUCCCCGUCCCCAUCCUCCCCCUCGUCGUGAGCCUCACAGCUCUCCCCUAAAGCCUCUCAAACUCUCGUGUUUGUACGAGCCGGCUGGCGCAAGUCUGGAUGAUAAGCAAGAUGAGACGGGUCGGUGCGAUGAUGCUGAUGAUGUUCAGCUACGCGCUCCGGCCAUUCGGUCGAGAGCCAUCAAGCCCGCCUCCCUCAAGACUUCAACAUCCUCUAAGCGGACUCCACGAUCAGCGACUGGUUCACGUUUAGAUCCCGAGCCGGUCGCUCGACCCGGCUCUUGUAUGGACAAGAGAGCUUUGGAGCAUGAGUCUGAGGAUCUCAUGAGGAAGAAGCGCGGCGAUCCUCGUCGAGGCUCACGCUUGCGCUCGGAGAGCAACACUCCCGCCGGUCAGAAGCCGCUUCCCAAGCCCGGCCUGCCGGUGCAUCGGGGACCCGGGCCGGGUCGAUCAGCUCGAGCCGAGCCGGAGCCUUCGUCGACGGAAGAAGAAAGCAGCGGGUCAGAGAGCAUCGAAGUGAUUGAGCCGCUUCGCCAGGAAGGCGCUUCUGGAGCAAUCCCACGGCGGAAGACGGACGCUCUGCUCUCAGACCCGAGGGCCUCCAGCCUCAAGAGAACAGAGCUCGGACAGAAACCCGAAAAUAACUAUGCCUCGCCACAUCCUUCCCCCACUCUCAUCCCCACCAGAUCUCCUAAAACGGUCUUCUUCAAGUUCGACCUCCACUCUCUUUCCGUCAACCGUUGUCGUGUCCUGCGACAGGUCUUGGAGGAUCAAGUGAGUGCAACAAGGAUUUGGGAGGAGGCGUAAUCACUUCUUUUUUUUCACCAUCAUCAUCAGUUCGCCAUGUAAAUUUCCAAUGUCUGCUUAAGUAUGUACACUACGUCUCACCCACCACACCUCGGACAGAGUAUUCAUGAGACAAACAAAAAGAAGCUCGCUAC